This is a messenger RNA of Hibiscus syriacus, 1181 nucleotides long. Its product is annotated as feruloyl CoA ortho-hydroxylase F6H1-3-like. The coding region runs from base 72 to 1151 and encodes 359 amino acids. The record is from RefSeq and is a predicted model, not a curated record. NCBI's taxonomy places the organism in Eukaryota, Viridiplantae, Streptophyta, Magnoliopsida, Malvales, Malvaceae. The transcript is spliced from 2 exons.
CACUGCCUUCUCUUCUAACACUCUUAUCUUCUUCCUCAAACACCACCUCGCUCCUUCAACUCAUAAUUCCAAUGGCUCCAGCACUUGCUGAUCCUUUCAAUGACUCUUCAGCUCUCCGUGAGUUUGUUAUUAACCAAGGGAAUGGUGUGAAGGGUUUGUCUGAACUUGGUCUCACUUCCCUCCCUAAGCAAUAUAUCCAACCUUUGGAAGAGAGGACUUGCAUGACCAAUAUCGUACCACAAGACUCCAUUCCCAUCAUUGAUAUGUCCAAUUGGGAAGACCCCAAGUUGGCCAAAUCCAUCUGCGAUGCUGCUUCCAAAUGGGGUUUCUUCCAAAUUGUUAACCAUGAUGUCCCCAUUCAUGUGCUGGACAAUGUUAAGGAUGCUACUUACAGGUUCUUUAGGCUGCCAGCUGAGGUAAAAAAUAAGUAUUCCAAGGACCAUUCAUCUUCAAACAACGUGAGGUUUGGUACAAGUUUUACCCCUCAAGCAGAAAAGGCUCUUGAAUGGAAAGAUUAUCUCAGCUUGUUUUACGUGUCUGAAAAAGAGGCUUCUGCAUUAUGGCCUUCGGUUUGCAGGGAGCAAGUGUUAGAUUACAUGAAGAAGUCAGAAGUUGUCAUCAAACAUCUAUUACAAGUACUAAUGAAGGGUUUAAAUGUUAAUGAGAUUGACAAGACAAAAGAAUCAUUGUUGAUGGGUUCAAUGAGGACUAAUCUUAACUACUAUCCCAAAUGUCCAAAUCCUGAAUUUACUGUUGGAGUAGGUCGUCACUCUGAUGUAUCGACUCUCACAAUUCUCCUUCAAGAUGAGAUCGGAGGACUUUUCGUAAGGGAAAACGAGGGAGAUAAUUGGAUUCAUGUUCCUCCAAUUAAAGGUUCUCUUGUAAUCAAUGUUGGAGAUGCCCUACAGAUAAUAAGCAAUGGAAGGUACAAGAGUGUUGAACAUCGUGUGGUCGCUAAUGGAAAUAAUAAUAGGAUUUCGGUCCCUAUUUUUGUGAAUCCAAGACCUGCAGAUAUGAUAGGACCGUUACUUGAAUUGAUAUCAAGUGGUGAGAAACCAAUUUACAAACAAGUUCUUUAUUCAGAUUACGUCAAGCAUUUCUUUCGUAAAGCACAUGAUGGUAAGAAAACAAUCGGAUUUGUUGAAUUAUAAAUGUAAUGUUUUUUCUUUAUUUAUUUAAUA